Molecule: messenger RNA, 1275 nt
Organism: Echinococcus granulosus
Lineage: Eukaryota; Metazoa; Platyhelminthes; Cestoda; Cyclophyllidea; Taeniidae
Product: 2-oxoglutarate and iron-dependent oxygenase domain-containing protein
Exons: 5
Coding region: 1-1275 (424 amino acids)
Biological process (GO): peptidyl-proline hydroxylation; regulation of translational termination
Cellular component (GO): cytoplasm
Molecular function (GO): peptidyl-proline dioxygenase activity
Source: RefSeq, a predicted model, not a curated record
AUGUUACAAUGGAUGAAGGCCGUUACUGGUUCCGAUUUGGACGAAGGUGAAGUUAGCUCAACUAUCUCUCUUUAUGAGCCAAAUGAUUAUCUCCUUUGUCACGAUGACGAACUGGAGCGCCGACGCAUCGCCUUUAUCAUCUACCUGGUUCCAGAGGAUUGGGAUGUCGCCAUGGAUGGUGGAACCCUUGACCUCUACGAAUCCGGUCCCACUCCCGGCUGCAACGUGGUACCACCCGGAUCUGGUGACUAUCACCCCUGGCGAGUCGUCCGUUCUCUGCCUCCUGGUCGCAAUUGUUUGGCUUUCUUCGAGGUCUGUUCGAAAUCAUUUCAUCAGAACCUCGGAAUCGACAGACAAGUUCUCAGGGAAAAUUCAAGCCCCUUCUCUUUUGUUUGCCUUGACGACAGGUGGCGGAGGAACGUAAGUGUGCUGCCCUACGCCACAGAGGCGGAGGUGGCGGCGAAAUUGCCCUUGGAUUGUCAUGAGGUGCGACGUUUAUUCACCUCAGAAGCGAUGCUUCUCCUCCUCUCCCAAAUGACUGGCAUCAGGCUUCACCCCUUAGCCCGUUGUGGUGCUGAGAAGGCGGAGGAAGUGGAGGACGACAAUGGCAGCGAAGCUAAGCGAAGUCGUUUUGAAGAGACAACAAACACUGAAGUGACUGCUCCGCGAUUCCAUCGCUGGUGUGCUGGCAUGUACACACUGCUGGCCGAUGCGGAAUCUGGUGUCAUCGCCACAACCGCGCCUGAUGGUGGUGUUUCUACCUGGCGCUUGGAUCUUUUCUAUCAUGUCGGUGGCUACGGAUGCAAACUGGGCGAGAAGGCGAAAGCGAUCACCGAGUCGGCCACCGGUGGUAACAAUAGUGGCAUCAGUAACAGCAGCGAUGGUAACAAUCAACUCUACUGGCAGGACUGCUGGAAUGGGCAGAUCAUCUACGUUUCCAGGACGGAUAAUGAGGAGUUGCUGCGCGUCCAACCUGAGGACAACGCGUUAACCCUGGUGUACUGCGACGCAGCGGACAGUGCGAAAUUUGUACGAUACCUCAACGUCAAGGCAGCACCUCUUGCAUUACCAGGAGCCUCUACCACAACCCCUUCCUUUGCCUAUGAUGUGGCAGUCAGCUACUUCCAUGAGGACGAUGAAGCUGAUGAUGAUGACAGUGAGGAAGGUGAUGGGGAGGUUGAAGACGACACCUCCUCUGAUGAAGAAGAGGAAGAAAGUUUGCAUGAAGCAGAGGAUAAUGACAGUCAUUCUGAUGAGAUGGAGGCUGCAACGUGA